Messenger RNA from Olea europaea var. sylvestris, 2670 nucleotides. RefSeq names its product sucrose nonfermenting 4-like protein. The coding region runs from base 724 to 2187 and encodes 487 amino acids. The record is from RefSeq and is a predicted model, not a curated record. Lineage: Eukaryota; Viridiplantae; Streptophyta; Magnoliopsida; Lamiales; Oleaceae. The transcript is spliced from 13 exons.
UACAGUUAUUACGUGGUUUUAUGCCAUGUACAAAUUUUUUGCCCUAAUAAUCAGGAGAAAGAAAAAAAUAAAAUUAUAGGGUUAGGGCUUCAUUUUAAUUUUCUUCUCCCAUCAAAAUUUCCCUUUUCUUAAUUUUCCAAAUUUAUUCAGCUCUUUAAUCUUCGAUUUCCAAAAAUAAUUAUUUGCUUUACUGUUUCCAAUUUUUUAUUUUUGGAGAAUCUGAUCAAAAUUUCAAUCUUCUAGGAUUUCAUACUUUUCGUAGAUACAUUUAUAUGAUUUCAAGAUCCGAGCUGUGCAUUAUAAUAUCUACUUUUGUGGUUUAAUAUUAAAUUCAGUACAUCUUUUUCUUCUUAUUUCAUGGUUAAAAUUUUUGUUCUUAUUUGAAUUUUGGCUCUUUAAUAACUGCGUUCGUACAAUUACAGAGUCCUUUGUAGUGCCAUUAGUUUAUUUACAUUCAACCAAAAACUGGGUUUGCAUCGGUUUAUUUUAAGGCACAUUCUGAAGUAUAUUUUUAUUUGGUGGCGAUUUGAGUGUAGGGAGUAAUGUUUAAUAUCUGCAUCAAAUUUUCAAGUGUUAUGAGCUGUUUGGGAGUUUGAAGACGCCAUUAGCUUUCCUAAUAAUUGCUGAUUUUUCAAUUUUAUUAUUGGUAGUUUAAAAUUAAUAGAACAUAUGUACUAGAAUUCUAGUUCUUUUUUGGGAAAUUUUAGUAAUAUUUUGGAGUGAAUGUAUCCUUCUGGAAUGGAUUAUGGGCGUGAAAGUGGCAUCGUGUUGAUUCCCACCCGUUUUGUGUGGCCUUAUGGUGGGAGGAGCGUGUAUAUCAGUGGCUCGUUCACAGGGUGGACCCAAUGGCUGAUGACUCCUCUUGAGGGAUGCCCUACCGUGUUUCAGACAGUUUGUAGCCUGCCACCUGGUUAUCACCAGUAUAAAUAUGUUGUAGAUGGUGAAUGGCGACAUGAUGAGCACCAGCCUUUUAUUAAUAGUAACUUUGGAACUGUGAACACUGUCCUUUUAGCUAGGGAAUCCAAUUACCUUCCUGCAAUCGUAAGUCCACAAAUGCCUCCUGGUUCUAGCAUGGAUGUCGAUAAUGAGACCUUUCAGCAUGUGGUUCGUGUGUCAGAUGGUACAUUGCACGAUCCCUUUAGAAAAAUUUCAGCAGAAGAUUUGCAGAUGUCCCUACAUCAUAUAGCUGUAUUCAUGUCCACACACAUGGCUUAUGAGUUGCUUCCGGAAUCAGGCAAGGUCAUUGCUUUGGAUGUCGACUUACCUGUGAAGCAAGCAUUUCGUAUUCUGCACGAGCAGGGAAUACCUAUGGCUCCUUUAUGGGACUUCAGCAAGGGGAAGUUUGUAGGAGUUCUUAGUGCACUGGAUUUUAUUUUAAUUAUGAGGGAGCUUGGAAAUCAUGGUUCCAAUCUCACGGAGGAAGAGCUUGAGACACACACAAUAUCUGCUUGGAAAGAAGCGAAAUCAUACAUGAACAGACAAGUAAACGAGCAACAGGUUGCGUUUUUAGGACAUCUUGUGCAUGCUGGGCCAGAUGAUAACAUCAAAGAAGUUGCACUGAAAAUUUUGCAAAACAAUGUGGCUACAGUUCCUAUUAUUCAUUCACCUUCAGAGGAUGGAUUAUACCCACAGCUGCUACAUUUAGCUUCUCUUUCUGCAGUACUAAAAUGUCUUUGUCGGUAUUUCAGACAUUCACUAGGGUUAUUGCCAGCACUUCAAAUGCCAAUUUGUGAAAUCCCUGUUGGAACUUGGGUUCCCAGAAUUGAAGAGCCAAAUGUUCAGCCGUUGGCUGUGUUGAGGCCGAGUGCUUCCCUUAGCGAUGCACUGAAUUUGUUAGUUCAAGCUCGAGUAAGUUCAAUUCCCAUUGUUGACGAAAAUUAUUCAUUGCUGGACGUAUAUUCUCGAAGCGAUAUCACUGCUUUGGCCAAGGACAAAAGUUAUGUGCACAUCAAUCUUGACGAAAUGACUAUUCAUCAGGCACUGCAGCUUGGAGAAAACCCUCAUUCGCCUUGUGGGAAUAACAUUCAAAGAUUUUACAUGUGUUUGAGGUCGGACCCUCUGUUUAAAGUAAUGGAGAAAUUAUCCAAGCCAGGUGUUCGACGGCUCAUUGUCGUGGAGGCUGGAAGCAAGCGCAUAGAAGGCAUUGUUUCGCUGAGCGAUAUUUUUAGGUUUCUCUUGGGACUUUGAAAAGCUGGCAAGCGUGUAUUUCAUCAUGGCAUCGAAAUGCUAAUCCAACUCCUGGUGGAAGUUGUGUUCUUAUGCUGUCUGAUCUAGAUUCUUUUGUAUAUAACAUACAAUUGGAUUGGCCUUGACCUUGAAGAGGGACAGGUUUAUUAGGUGAAUAUGCUCAGGAAUGAAGCAUGUAAAUUGUAAUGGUGGGAUUUUCCUGGAUCCUUCUGGUUUCCCCUCACCCUGAAUUGUGUGGCUAAUAUAGCUGCCAUUUUUGUGGAAAAGAAAGUGGGGGCUGUUAACAGUUCCUGCUAUUUCCGGUGUUUUAUGCGUAGUUCUUGGCCUUGUUCUGGUUAAAAAAUCAGUCUUGGAAAAAAAUGUAUUGAUUUGGAGAAUUUUCAGUCGAGAAAUAUUUUUUUACUAUGAAAUGCUGAAUUGCUGCUAAUGUAACAAAAAGUCACAAAUAAUAGUGUGAGAUUAUUACGUGGCAAUUUGAAAGUA